Monosiga brevicollis MX1 is the source of this 660-nucleotide messenger RNA. RefSeq lists its product as uncharacterized. The record is from RefSeq and is a predicted model, not a curated record. Lineage: Eukaryota; Choanoflagellata; Craspedida; Salpingoecidae. Bases 1 to 660 code for a protein of 219 amino acids. The transcript is spliced from 3 exons.
AUGGAAAUCGCCGACGCCAUUUCAGGUUUCCACACACACACUCUCUCUCUCUCUCUCUCUCUCUCUCUCUCUCUCUCUCUCUCUCUCUCUCUCUCUCUCUCUCUCUCUCUCUCUCUCUCUCUCUCUCUCUCUCUCUCUCUCUCUCUCUCUCUCUCUCUCUCUCUCUCUCUCUCUCUCUCUCUCUCUCUCUCUCUCUCUCUCGCUCUCUCCCACACAAAUUGGAGAAAGGGCGUGGGCGGGGCGGGGGCGGGGAUGAGAGGCGCAGAUGCAUGCAACUGGAGGAUGGAAUAUGAUGCUCUGGACGCAGAUGCGAGGCUGUGGACCACACGGUGCCAGGCGCGCGAGUACACACACACAACACACACUCCGACGCAGCAGCGUUCAGUAGCUGGCGGACACCUACACAUCUCGAGUGCCAGCUCUAGGCAGGGUCAUGAGUGGCGGAUCAUGCGACCAAACUCAUGCCCAAACAGCCAGCAACCGGCCCUCAGGGGCGCUGCCACUCGUCAGGAUAAAAUGGUGCAAGGAUUACACAAUUCAUCUCUCUCUCUCUCUCUCUCUCUCUCUCUCUCUCUCUCUCUCUCUCUCUCUCUCUCUCUCUCUCUCUCUCUCUCUCUCUCUCUCUCUCUCUCUCUCUCUCUCUCUCUCUCUCUCUGUUGA